Molecule: messenger RNA, 2863 nt
Organism: Polyodon spathula (Mississippi paddlefish)
Lineage: Eukaryota; Metazoa; Chordata; Actinopteri; Acipenseriformes; Polyodontidae
Product: CUB and zona pellucida-like domain-containing protein 1
Exons: 13
Coding region: 37-2214 (725 amino acids)
Source: RefSeq, a predicted model, not a curated record
GCUUCUUGAUCAGGUCACUGAAACAGCCAAGCAACAAUGGGUCUGCUUGUUGUGCUGCUUUGCUGUAGCUUGGUCUCCGGAGUCUUUGCAUCUCAUCUGCAAGGUGGGAUCAUGACUUUCACACCCAAGGGAAGAAAUCCAGAUGGGACAAUCAGGGUGGACUUUCGUUACAAAGAGUCAUUCAGAAAUGGAUGUCAUCGGGAGUUUUACUGGUACUGCAGUCAGGGAAACUGUGGUUCUAUUGAGCACUUUGAAUACGGGACAAUUGAUAGUGACCCUUUAGGAGUCAGCUGGUGUCAGGCAGAGGGCUACAUGUCAAGAAGGAUAUCGAGUGAUAAACCUUUUGACUUGCAAGACACAAGCUGCUGUUGGAUCUACAACUCAAAUUCUGCUUCCUCGUGGCUGCUGUUGACUCAUGUAGAUCUGGGCACAAGAUCAGAUACUGGAUUCCCCAACAGAUCCCCAGUAACGACAAUCCUUCCAAUAAUCAGGGUCCCUGGAAACUGUCCAUCAGCAUACACAUUAAUGGCACAUGACCCAGAUGGGGAUCGUGUAAGAUGCCGAUAUGGAGUUGCAAGCUACCAUGAGUGUUUCAGCUGCUACCAACAUUCAAAUUUCCAUAUAGAUGAGAGUACCUGCACUUUAUCUUUUAAUGGUGCAGCACAUGGUUCUACACUUGUGUUUGAACUUGUACUGGAAGAUUCUCCAAGGCAGUACAUAACAUUAAGAUAUGGAGAUGGUACAACAUCUACCCGAAACCCAUUCAAUCUCACUCAGACCACUACAUCAUUUCCAGCAAGUUCACAAUAUUAUUAUACACUGAGCAAAAUACCCUUGCAGUUUGUUGUUCAAGUUGACCCUGCUGUGCCCUCCUGUAAUUUUGGGGAAUACAGACCACAGUUUCUAAAUCCAUCUCCUCCCCAUGGCAUCUAUGUAAAUGCAUCAGUUGGACAUGAAUUCCAAAUCCCUCUCAGAGCAGUAGCAACAAGGGACAGAAUAUCUGACAUCAAGAUGAGUGGACCCCUUAACAUAACAAAAACAUUAAAAAACUACGAUAGCAACACUGGAGUCAUCGAUGUAAUGAUCACGUGGACCCCAACUGAAAAUGACUUUGGCGAACACAUUCCCAUAUGUUUCAUUGCAGAAACAGCAAGUGGGUACCAGUCUGAAAUGAGAUGUGUUAUAGCAGUUGUUGUUAAUAAAAUAGGUGAAGCUGAUAUCGAAUGCACUGACACAACAAUGACUCUGUACAUUUCCAAGUCUUCGGUAAGAGGACUUCAUGAAAAUCAUUUACGUUUAAAUGAUCCGACAUGUUCAGUGACAUCUAAUGGCUCUCAUAUUAUUGCAAGCGUGUCUCUGAACUCCUGUGGAACAAAGCUGGAGGAAACUGAAAAUGAUCUCAUUUUCAGAAAUGAAAUUACAUCGUUUGAUAAUCCUCAUGACAUCAUAACCAGAAAGCAUCAGAUCGAGAUACCGUUUAUUUGCAAAUUCCCCAAGAAGAGUCGACUCUCAACCUCCUUCAAAGCACACAAGAGUGCUUAUCUGUUCACAGAAGCCGGUUUUGGCAGUUUCACCUAUUUGUUUGAGUUCUAUGACAGCAGUGCUUUCAGCAGAAUGAUCAACCCAAACAGUUAUCCCAUAGAGGUGCAGCUACAGGACAUGAUAUACAUGGACAUCCAAGUACAGACAUCCCUUUCAACCACACAGCUGUUUGUGGAGUCCUGCAGAGCAACACCAAAUGAUAACCCCAAUGAUCCCAUCUACUAUGAUAUCAUUAGCAAUGGGUGCAUUGAAGAUGAAACCACCGUUGUCUAUUUAAACAACCAGACAGAUUUCAGAUUUGGAUUGGAGGCCUUUAAUUUCAUUGGGAACUAUGAACAGGUGUACAUCAGCUGCACAGUCAUCCUGUGUGUAGCAGGGGAUCCCAGCAAUAGGUGUGCUCAGGGCUGCACCAAUGGUACCUCUAUUGGACAUCACCAUCGCAAGAGAUCACUGGCUUCACAGAGCCAGAGACACUUCAUAUCCCAGGGGCCUCUGCGUUUUGCAAGGAGCUCUUCAGGCAGCCCAGGCUCCAAUCUGAAUUUGAACUUGAACAUCCUGGUUGUCGCUGUUGCUUUCAUUGCUGCCGUUUCCCUGGUUUGUGGAGUUCUGAUCUACAAAGCGAAAAUGGCCAACAUUGUCAAAUAUGAAACCGUUCCUUCUGCUGACUUCUAAAAUCAGAAUGAAAGACAAAACAAAUAUUUUAGUGAUCCCCUGAAUCACCAUGGGACAUUUUACAUUUGAAACAGCCUAAUAGCUAAUAGGGUUACUCCACCAUAAAUACAGGCUUCUAAAUCUAUUACAGUUUGAUAAUAUGUUUAGGUUUUUCCUCCUGCUAUAUUAAAAGUUCUUGCUUUGUAGAUGUUAAAGUAAUUAUUUAGGGUAAUAAUACAACAACGUAAACUUCUUUAAAUGUACCUACUUUUUGAGAAUGUGAUGCUAACUAUAAUAACUGAACCAUUAAAGAUUAAAAAACCUGCUUUCAGUAAGUGUAUAAAACAAGUUGUGAUUAAGACUCAGUAAAGUCUGUUUUUUUUCUACAUUGCAGAAUGCAUUUUCAAUCACAACAAUAGUAUCAUGUGUUUUAAUACACCUUUUGUAAGAUUCAUUAAUAAGUAAUUUUAUGCAUACUUACUCUUUGUGCUUGGCUGGUAUUGUACAAAGGAGCUUCUUUUGUAGUUGGUCUUUUACUGGUUAAUGCUAAGUUUAAUUCAUUCAAUGUUGAGUAUUUCAUUGUUUUGAGCUUUUCAUUUCCACUGUGUGUUGCAUCUCGUCUCAAUGGGUUUUCAUGGUAAAUAUUUUAAUAAAUGCAUGUAUAAAUAAA